Molecule: messenger RNA, 2775 nt
Organism: Manduca sexta (tobacco hornworm)
Lineage: Eukaryota; Metazoa; Arthropoda; Insecta; Lepidoptera; Sphingidae
Gene: Osi24
Exons: 8
Coding region: 438-1910 (490 amino acids)
Source: RefSeq, a predicted model, not a curated record
GCUAGCAUUCGCCUCUGUCAUCUCAUCAAGUAUACGCGUAUCAAAAUAUUUUAAAAAUUCGAAAAUCAAAUCACGCGUACGAUUUUUUGUCGAGUAAAAGUCGUCUGGGGGGAGUAACACAUGUCCGCUCACCGUGGCAGUGGCUUCGCAACCCGUGAACGAAUUACGCGAAUGUGUCACGCAUUAUAAAAAAUAAUACACAAAUUGAAUAAUACACAGUGUUUUGUGUACUUUUAUCAUUGUGUUUGUGUUCGAGUGAAUUGACAAAGAGUAAAAACUGGGUGCGCAAAUUUCUCUUUCUAUUGUGACAUUCGGAUUUCUCGCCUAACAAUAUGGAUUUCAAAUUAAUAUUUGGAAAGUUUCACCAUCAAUGAGGCAAGAAGAAUCCACCAAACGAAAUAAAUAACAAACGGUGAUGAGUUUUGAAAAGACUGAAAAUGGACAUAAUAAAAAUACAAACAAAUUUUAGCAGGAGAUCGGAGUGGAGGUUCCAAAAAUGUAUUUUAGUCAUGUACAUAUCUCUGCUUGUUUUACAAGUGAAUUGUCAAAACACAAAUGACAAAACGAGUCAAACAAACUCGACCAAAAACGAUGUAGAUUUUAGAAAAAGCGAUUGCCAUAGUUGUGAAUCUAGUAGUAAAAUUGAUAAUAAAACGGAUGUAGUCAAUGAUAAUAUAAAUGGAGAUAUUGUUAGUAACUUCCUCACAACAUUAAAUAAACUUGUAGAAAUUUAUGAAAUGGAAAAUAAAACAGAUCUCUAUGUAGAGAAUAAUUUAGAAGUAUUAGUUGGUGAAGAACUAAGAAAAGAUUUUAUGAAAGCAUUAGAAGGAACAGAUUCAAAAUCUACAGACAGAUCUGAUAGUGAAAAAGAUGACAAUCACACAGAUUCAGAAGGAAGAGCUUUAUUUAGCAAAUACACGUAUGAGUACAGAUUGUUUCAAAAAAUUAAGAACUUUAUUGACACGCAUAUUAUGUCCAUUAAUAUCCCAAAAGCAGCAAGAAUAAUUGGUUUAAGAUCAUUUGGCAUCAAUAAAUUCUUCUUGCCGAUACUCAUCGCUGGGCAAGUGCUUAUAAAGUCGGUUCUCUUCGCAAUGUUCCUGCCAAGCAUCCUCGGAAGUUUCGGCAAGAUCCUCGGGAAAGGAAUAUCCCAGCUCUCAGCUACGUCUAGCCAAGCCAGCUAUCCGCCAGCUAAUGGCGAUGACCAGGUUGGCUACAAUACCGAUAACAAGGACUUUAUGGGUUACGAGACGAACGCAGCUGGGACUUACGCGUAUCCUCAAGAAGGCAUGUACGGAAUGGACGCUAAUGACGUCAACGAAUUAGGCAAUGUUGAUAUGUCCCGAUUUGGCAUGGGAGGUCAGAAGGUUGCUUAUCUUCCGAGUAAGAACAGUUACUACAAGAACCAGAUGGUCACGGCUGCCAAUAAUUAUAAGGUGUUCCAGAAGAUUCCGGCUUCCUCAAUGAUCCUGAGCAACUACGAUCCUUUCUACUCACCUUUACUAUCACGACUGGAUGGAAUAUUUGCGAGACUAGGAUUAGCCCCAGCAGAAAACACAGUCAACGAAGAGGCCCAAAUAGGUGGCCAAAGCCUGAGUGACGUCAAAUUAGAAUCUUGCAGAGAACAACUGAUAUGCCUGAUGUAUUCAAGUCCAGCAAAAUACGCGCCCUACAGUAACCUGGUUUCAGCACAAUUGAGCAGAGAACUGAACGAACUCCGUCGUCCAGUGUCAGACAACCCUGAGAUCCUGCGGUUCUUCCGCUACAUGAGGGCAGCUCGUCGCGGACAGGAAGGCGCGGACUGCAUGCGGUCCCAUCCAGGAUGCUCGUCCAACGCAGCACCAGCGCACACCAUGAUUGCCGCCUAUCAUGACAUCAACAAACUCGUUACUGCUAGAAAAUUUAGACAUUGAUUUUAUUAAAGAUUUAUGGAGAUACAAUUUCAGAUUGUCUUUUUCACCAAAACGAGAUUCAAAGUUAAAACCUAUCGUAUAUUUCUAUUAUGCAGAGCAGAAUCAUAUAUCGCAUUACGUACUGUAUUGAAGUGAUUUUAAUAAUAUCUUCUAACUACGAUUGUGAUUGUCUGAGUAUCGUAGUUCACACAAUAUCCCUUUGUUCCAUCAUAUUUACAUGAUAACUUAAAAGUAAUAAAUAAAUUAAAUACAAAUUAUUAUUAGAAAAUAUUUCGGUUGAUGGAACUUCUAAGAAAGCGUCUCAAAAUAGACUAGUCUGCAAUCUUAUGUUUUAUCAGAAUUUGUUAAAAAUCAGUGUUACGUUGUUAUGAAUGGUUAUAUUGUUAAAAGAUUUUUUUCGUUAUAGAAUCAAUAAUGGUGUGACAAAAAUCCUUCAAAUCAAAUCAGAAAACACAAUUGAAACGGUAAAAAUCUUUUAUAUUAUGGUAAUAAAUGUUAAUUUAUUUUUAUAUGAUAGAAAAAAAAACUUAUUUAUUGUGUGUUUGUAAUUUAUCGUGUGUAUGUCGUGUGAUUGAAGUUUAAUUUAUUUUUACUCAUCUGUCACAACUUAACUUAUAACUUAUUUAUUGGUAGCCUCGUAAUUUUACUAUUUUUAAGUUUGGUUAACGUUUCAAAUAUUUUUUUAUGUCUUUUAUUUAUUAAGUGUAUUGUUUUAUUAUAAAACCACCCAAAGCUAUAUAUUAUAAUUUAAUUUCAGUUGUCAUGAGCCAAACUUUGUAUAUUUGUCGUCACACAUUUGAUGAGGUUGGAAAGUAUUUUUGGUCCCAGUAGAAAAUUGGACUAGAAAUAAACUUAAUACAACAUU